This is a messenger RNA of Cylicocyclus nassatus, 3460 nucleotides long. Lineage: Eukaryota; Metazoa; Nematoda; Chromadorea; Rhabditida; Strongylidae. The record is from the annotation of a GenBank genome assembly.
AUGGAGAGUCCAACAACAACGGCUCGAUCGCCUGAGGACGAGAUCAUCUUCGAAAAAUCGGCAAAAGUCAAACAAUGGGUAAAAAAUCGAAUGAAAGAGCUCGAGGACCAAAACGAACGUUUACGUCUACAAAACCUACGAUGUACGACACAGCUGCAGAUGUUGAGGAGUUUUACUGAGAAGAGCAAACAGCUGAAAGCGGAAAUGGCGAUGAGCAGGAGUAUUACGGGCACAUUGCCAGUGAUGCGAGACAACGAGAAUCGUACAUCGGACGAUUCUGGUCUGACCAGUGAUGACACCAGUGAACGACGUCUCUUAGGUACAAGUGCUAUUGAAUCAACACCGAGGCAGCAAAGGAAACCAGUUCGACUCCGAAAAGAAUCCAGUGAACCGGACAAGGGUUCGUCCACUUCGGACUCCUCACCAUGGGAGGAGAAAGCAAAGCCUAUACCAGUGCCAAGAAAAUUGACCGGAAAUAAUAAUUUUAUCGAACGAGAUAGUUUGAAUUCUUAUGCUGAUGAUUACGAGUUUGACGUAGAGGAUGAAAUUUUCGAGGAGAUUGCAUCACCUGCCGAUAAGGAGGGAAAUCACAAAUAUAGCGGAUAUGUGAAUCUUUCCGAUUUCGUAGCAAUCCGUGACGAUAAGAACAUUUACACGGACAUUGUGAAACCGCCAGUCGAACGUCCUGCACUUCCCGAGCACAAACCGAAAGCCUGGGAGUCGAGACUGCUUCACUUGGCUGCCGAAUGCCUGUCAGUGAGUGAUUGCGUAGCUGAAUGCGAUGUGCCAUGCACUUCGGCUUCGCCGAAUCAUUCGGCCAACAAUCUCGGGACUGAUUCUCCAUCGUCACGACGUUCCUGCGGUAGUAAACUUUCCGUUCGCUCAUCCCCAAGGGCCCUGUCGCUGGCCUGUUCUUCACCGAUUACACCUGAAGGUUUAUACGCUGUACGAGAUGUACCUAAUAGUGAAAAAAGAUCUGACGACGGAUACUACACACCGCCAGAUGCUUCACGUCUUAGCGGUGACAUUCGAACAUCACUAAUACCUUCGUUCGAUACGAUGGAAAAAAGCGGUUACUGGAAUCAAAUGUCCGAUUCACGAUUGAAAUCAUUGAAACGAAGAUAUGUAGUGCUAAAGAAUAAUCAGCUCAGCUUUUAUAGGACAGCCAAACAUCUGUCAAAGGGCGAGGACCCACUCAUGAAGAUAGCAGUAGCGGAUAUCGUUUCUGUAGCUAAAAUUUCGCAGCAAGGAUCGACUUAUGCAUUCCAGGCAGUCACUCAGUCAGCAAAAUAUCAAUUUAUGACGGAUAGUGAACGAACCACGCACGAAUGGGUAACUACUCUCAAUACGGUAAUAAAAGGAUCAACAAUUCGGGAUUUAGCUACACGUUGUGCACCGGUAGAAGCGUCCAUUAGCGGAUGGAUGACGAAAGUACGAUGUGGACAUUCGAAAAGAGUCUAUGCUUCACUAGUUCGACAAAAGCUAAUGUUUUUCAAAAACUCGGAGGAUACGGUCCCAUGUGGAUUCACUCAACUGAAAGGUGCUCGUAUCAUGGACAAGCAGAAGACAUCAUCUGAUGAAUAUAGCGGUAGUAGUGAUGAGCAAAAUAUCGACAAAAGUCCGCAAAUGCAGAAAAAGGACACCUACAGUCUUAGCAUAGAGAUGGCGAACGAGGAUCCGUUGUAUAUAGUGUUGAGAAGUAGUGAAGAGAAAGAGAAGUGGCUAUACUUCUUGCGAGCGGCUAGUGGCGACGCGACUUUAUGCGGUUCACCUUUCGCCAUUUUGGUGCAGCGAAUGUUGGCUGAAGGCGGAGCACCAGAUUCGCCCCUGUGGAAAGAUCUGCUAUUAACAUCGUGUGAUGACACUCCCAAAGAAACCCUGAUGGACUUUGAAGGACCCGAUAAGAAAAAAGCGCUCGAAAUUGCAAAGGCUACAUACCUCUUCGUAUCAGUGCUAAUGCGUCCGAUUGCUGCUCAAUAUCAUAUUGAUCUCGCACAGAAUAUUUUAUCUACUGCUAUGCAGCAUGAAUUCCUACGCAAUGAAGUGUAUGCACAAUUGAUUAAGCUGACCAGCGGAUCGAUGCCCUUUUCAAUCCAGGGUUGGAAAUUGCUAGCAAUGGCCAUUCCACUUUUCGUACCGACCCAAUAUUCCCUUUUAUGGCUCUUGAAGAAGCAUAUUGCUCGCUGGUGUAUGAAAUCCGGAGAUGAGUCGAAUAUGGCCGAGUAUUGUCAAUGCGCGCUGGAACGAGUUCUUCGAGUCGGUGGACGAGAAGCCGGCCCUAGUCGACUUGAAACGACAUCGGUAUUGACGAGAGAUCCCACAACGACGAAAUUUCCACAUUCCAUAUCAGUUAGGCUACCAAAUGCGCAAUAUCAGGUUGUCGAAUUUGAUGGUUCCACGGAAAUCGGUCAAUGUUUAUCGUCCUUGUGCCUCAAACUUGGCAUCCGGCCAGCUUUGUUAUCCGGCUAUGCUCUGUACAUUGAUGAUCCAACCACAAAAGGAUUGCAGCUGUUGAAGGGAAAACAAAAGCUUUGCGACUGUCUCUAUGAGUGGGAAGUCCGACAACGAGAUGUCCUGCGCGGAAGAAUUUCUGCUGAUUGUACUGCCACCCUAUCCCUUAGGAUGCGACAUUAUUGGAGGCAUUUGAUAUGCAACGAAACAGCUAUGGAAAAAUCAUUCCUUGUUUGGCGAAUGGCCGAAGAAUUAGUGUUAGGCCGGAUUCCUACAAGUCCACAGUUAGCGGAACAACUAGCAGCCUUAUAUGCACAGCUUUCCUACGGCGAUGCACCCGCUCAAAUCACUGAUGAACAAUUCGCUUUCAUUACUAAGCAAUUCUAUCCCGCUAAGAUGCUAGAUGUUGCAUGCUUAAAAUCCCUUAGGUCGUCGCUUCAUUCGAGUUGGAAUGAGCUUUGUGGUAUGAGUGAAGGCGAAGCGAUUAGGGUCAUACUACAGGUCCUCCGUCAAUGGCCCCUAUUUGGUUGUCAUCUACAGGCAGCUGGUAUGAGAACUAGUAACGAACGGAAAGUUUUCUUAGCGCUAUCGGAUACUGCAGUUCAUGUCAUUGACCAUAGACAUUUCGAUGUGAUACGAUCCUUCCCAUACAAUCGCUUAGCGUCUUUUGGUGGUUUUCACAAUGAUUUUAUGCUCACCGCGGAAAGGAUGCUUUUGCCCGAAUCCCAUCCAGAAGAAACUUGUCGAGAAAGAGUUACCUUCAGCAUGGAAAAGCACGAAGUCGAACAGUUGACCCUCCAUCUUGCGGAAUAUAUUCGAUGUCAGAAACUAGUGUGGAAAGUUUCCAAAUAGCUUGCAAUUUUUUCCAUCAUUCUCUCAAAAUCACAUGUGCUCCAUAAAAGAAUUAUGUCAUGACAUAUGCCUUUGAUAUUACGUUUGUGCUUGCCAUUGUGCAUAGUUUCGAUUGCCACCAUAUGUUUUAUCUGUUAAUAAAUAUGUAAGUAUUGUU